Manduca sexta (tobacco hornworm) is the source of this 1468-nucleotide messenger RNA. RefSeq lists its product as uncharacterized. The coding region runs from base 26 to 604 and encodes 192 amino acids. Lineage: Eukaryota; Metazoa; Arthropoda; Insecta; Lepidoptera; Sphingidae. The record is from RefSeq and is a predicted model, not a curated record. The transcript has 7 exons.
CCUUCUACAAAAAUAUUUAAAUCCAAUGAGAAGAUUGACAGAAGACUUGCCCAAUCACAAUGUGGAAGUGCAGCUGGAAAUAGUGGGGAGUAUAUCGCAAGCGCCUGCAGUUGAUCCUCAAAGAAGAUAUCUUGGUUAUUUUAAUCAGCCUUCUGCUCGACGGUACAACACAGGAUUUGCAAGGACUCCUCCGAAGCCCAUAACUACGACUGACACGACGGUAGACACAACCACCACCACUCACCUUUCAACUACCAGCAAAAUUACAACUACCACAGAUACUACUACAACUGAUGCUGGCAAGCGCCCUGUAUACAUGGACGACUUGAAGCAAGCCUUACAGGAAUUUGAAAAGAAAUUUACCACAACAGAAUCGACGACUUCUACCGACACAAAUGCCAAUAACCUAAAUAAUAUAAUAGCCUUCACAAGAAGACCCUUUCAUUUCUCUGGUCCUUCUGCUGCGCUGAAAUAUCCCAUAGACAGAAGCCUUCAGGGUCUCGUAAAAUUGCUGAGAAAUGGCUUGGAACUAGAAAGUCCUGUAGCAAGACCCACAAACGAAAAUUUGGAAUGGUUUCAAGUUAAAAUACCAAAAACGGCGUAAUUUGACUUUUUAGUUCAUUAACUUAUUACAAAUAUUUAAAUAUAUUUGUAACACUGUGUAAUAAAAUAUUUUCUCAAAUUAUAAUAUUUAAAAUUUUCUAAACAUAACUUUGUAAAAAAAAGAUAAAAAGUAUAAAGAUCAUCUCUCUUAAUUCUUCCAUAUAGUAGAAAAACACACCAGGCACAUAAACUAAAUGCUAACAUGAGUCCAGAACAUGAAUUACACUUAGAAAAUUUAUUUAUCGCACAAAAUAAUGAAAUAUUGGUCUAUUUACAGCUUAAACUCAAAUACAGACUUUAUAGCCCAAUGAAUACUUUAGGAACUCCUUUCAAGUUCUGUAGGUACGGUCCAUGUUAUACCAUUGUGACUUCGAAGCCCAUGCCAUUUCCCUUACCUCGUUAAAAUUGGUUUACAACUAUCAUUGACCGGUCAUGCUUGAUUGUAAAAUAUUAGCAUGAUACAAGUGGAGGACACGUAUUGACUAAAAUACAUUGCUUGUCGACAAACAAUGAUCGAACUAAACCGAUCAAUUACUGGCAUAAAAGUAAUUAUUUAAAAUGCUACUAUCUAUUUGACCUCAGAGGUAGUAUACAAAAAUUAACUAGUAAUUUAUGGGCUUCUUUCAAAGAUAAUUCCGUGUAAUAUUAUUAACUCAUCGGACUGGCGGUAACUGCGCCGUAUUCAUAGUGCUGGAUUUGGUAAAAUAUUGUUAUUACUUACGAAGCGUAACGGAUUAAGAAUAUUAAGUUUAAAAAAAGUUUUGCUAUUUCAGAAAUGAUAAUUAAUUUUAUGUUUUGUUUAAUUUAUUUUGAGAGCAGUAUAAUAACGUUAUUUUUGUAUGCAAAUAAACAAAUUUACUAACUA